Paramecium primaurelia is the source of this 2392-nucleotide messenger RNA. Lineage: Eukaryota; Ciliophora; Oligohymenophorea; Peniculida; Parameciidae. The record is from the annotation of a GenBank genome assembly.
AUGUUAGCAAAGUCUCAAUUAUGUAAUUAUUUGAGUAAAUAAUUAGUUUUUAAACAGAUUGAUCUGUUCGGACAAAGCAUUUCCUUAAAUUUAAAUGGAGAAGAUCUAUAUAAAACAGGAGGAGGAGGUUUUUUAUCUUGCAUGAUCGUGGCCAUUGUUGCAAUUUUCUUUUAAUCAAAUAUCGUAGAUUUCUUAGGAAAGACUAAUAUCAGUGCAGACACUUAAAUUGUAUUUGAAGAAAACCCUGAUAGAAUUAAAUUUACAUCAGAUAAUUUUAUGUUUGCUGUUGCUAUCGAAUAAAAUACAGCUUUCAAUACAAAUCCAUUUUUUAACAUUUCAAUAAAAGCAAGGUAAAUUUAUUUAACAAACAAAGAACAUAUGUAAGAUUGAGUAAUGGAACUACUAUUAAAUAUGAAAAUCUUACUAAUUUGAUUCCAUGUACUUUAGAUAGAUUUCAAAAAAUAUUUGAUAAAUAUGAUCUUAAUUUUACAGAUCAAUACAAUUAAUUAGGAUUAUCUACAUGGUUAUGUCCAGAGUAAUAUCUUCAUUUAUUAUAUAGUCUUAAUUAUUCAAUAACAGUUGGUGGAAGAUAUUCAAGCGAAUAUUUAGAUUUUGCAAAAAUUGAAAUAACAGAUUGUAAAAAUGAUACAUCAAAAAAUGCAUACUUAACUUGGCAUCCUACUUGUGCAUCUAAAGAUGUUAUGGAAAAAUGGUUAUCAAGUGAAGGUUCCUAUAGAAUAAGAAUGUAUUCAAUUUUAAUUCAAUUAGAUAUAUGACUAACACAGUAGUAAAUCCAUCUAAACCAACUAAUUACAUUUAAGGUUAUUUAGAUGAUGAAGUCUAUUUUUAAUUUGUUCCUUUUAAAUUAUCUCGUUAAUCUGAUAUAUUUUUUAAAAAAUAUUAAAUCAAUACUGAUGAGAGUUUAGUUCCAGUAUUUGAUGAUGAAUAAAUUGAAAAUGUAUUUACAAAAGAACCUGCAGAUUUUAGAGAUAUUACUACUCUAGGAUCUCCAACAGAUAAAUAAUAUAUAGCUUUGUAUUUUAGAAGAAGUCCUUAUACAAAAUAUAUUACUAGAUCAUUUUAAAAAGUAGAUGAUCUUUUGUCAUACUUAGGAGGAUUUGUCAAUAUAGUUGUUGUAUUUUUAGGUUUCUUUGUAGCAUUCUAUAAUAAAUAACAAUGUAAGAUUUAUUACAUAAUAUAAAAAAGAUCUAAUUGAACUUGCAAAUAAAGUUUAUGACUUUAAUUUUGAGAAUAUCAAAAAUUCCUAAAGACUAAGAAAUGAUGAUUUGGUUAAAAAAAUAACAUAGAUAAAAAAAAAGACUUAAACAUUUAAAGCUAUAGAAAUGGAAGAUUCAAAUAUGCCCAAUAAAAAAUCACUCACUUAACCUUUAUAAGAUGAGGAAAUAAGGAUAUAAGUAUUUAAUGAAGAAACACCACAUAAUACAACGAACUAAAAAUAGUUAAUCAAGAAUACAUCUUCAGAAAUAAAGUCAGAAUUUUAAAAAUAAUAAGAAGAAAUUGUUUCUAAACUUGGUUUUAAGAGUAGGAAAGACUAUUUAACAUCUUAGAUUUCUUAAGUUCUCACUAAAGCUAAACCAAUUUAAUUUACAUUUAAAUUCCUUUGCCAUCAAAUGACUGGAGGAAGGUGUUUUAAAGACAAUACUUCUAUACUUCUUAUGAAGGCUGUGUAAAUUUAAAAAAUUAAUUUAUAGAGAUAGAAUAAAUUCUGAUAUUGAUAUCUAUGUUAUUUUGGAAAAAGUUAAAGAAAUUAAUCUAUUAAAAGAAUUAAUGCUUGAUAAAAAUUAAUAAAUUCUAUUUAAUUUUGCUCCAAAAUAAGUGAUUACUCUUUAAGAAGAGAAAAAACUUCCAAGUAGAGUAGAAGUUUAUACGUAAUUUUAUAAUUAUAAAUUAGAUAAAAAUUGACAGAAAAUUCGAGUUCAUCUAUCUCUGUUGGCUAAAUUGCUUAGUUGGCUAUGAAAAAACAUACAGAUGCUGUAAAAGCAGCAAUUCCUGUAUCUAUUAAAGCAUAUCAAAAGUUAUAUAAAGUAAAUAAACAUUAUUGAGAAAGGCUUAUGAUAAAAUAAAUGAUCCAUAAAAAGAAUUAGGAAGAGUAAAUCAAAUACUAAUUGAAAAAUUAGGCAAAGAAAUACGAGAUAUUUUUGAAGUUUCUUAAUUUAUAGAUUUCGAUCUUGUGGAAUAAAAAUUGAGUCAUAGAAUUAAAUAUAUACUUAGAAAAAAAGUAAAAUAAAUGAGGUAGAGCAAAUCUUAAUUGAAAAAAGACUCUGACGAUGAUUCAUCAGAUAAUUAUGGACUUUUUAGUUAAGAAAGAAAUAAACCAGAUAAUAGUGGAAUAUUAUAAAGAGAAAUUUUAUUCCCUCAUAGAAACUUUUGA